Molecule: messenger RNA, 2941 nt
Organism: Lagenorhynchus albirostris (white-beaked dolphin)
Lineage: Eukaryota; Metazoa; Chordata; Mammalia; Artiodactyla; Delphinidae
Gene: STAU1
Product: staufen double-stranded RNA binding protein 1
Exons: 17
Coding region: 290-2419 (709 amino acids)
Source: RefSeq, a predicted model, not a curated record
GCCCGCCUCCUCCGCGGCCACUCCGCCUCUUCCCUCCCGCCGUCCCUUCCUCCUCUUCCUUCCUCCUUCCCCUCCUCGCCGUCACCUCCGCCGCCGCCCAGGACUGCCGGCCGGGAGACGAGUUCGGGGCAGCAGCCAGGAGUUUCCCAACCACUUAACCUCUCUGAACCAAAACAACAUUGUUGCUGGAGCGCUUGUUUUUAAGGUAGAACUUUAGACUUCAUAGCACUGAAUUAACCUGCACUGAAAGCUGUUUACCUGCAGUUGUUCACUUUUGUUGAAAGUGACCAUGUCUCAAGUUCAAGUGCAAGUUCAGAACCCAUCUGCCGCUCUCUCAGGGAGCCAAAUACUGAACAAGAACCAGUCUCUUCUCUCACAGCCUUUGAUGAGUAUUCCUUCUACUACUAGCUCUCUGCCCUCUGAAAAUGCAGGUAGACCUAUUCAAAACUCUGCUUUACCCUCUGCAUCUAUUACAUCCACCAGUGCAGCUGCAGUUCCUUCUAACAUGGCACACCCCAAAGAGAAAACCCCAAUGUGUCUUGUGAAUGAGUUAGCCCGUUUCAACAAGAUUCAACCUGAGUAUAAGCUUUUGCGUGAGCAAGGUCCAGCUCACUGUAAGAAGGCAGCAGAGUGGCAGCAGCGCCGACGGGGACAGCCCUGGAGAAAGGUGUUUACAGUACAGCUAACACUUGGAGAUCAGCACUGGGAAGCUGAAGGAACUAGUAUUAAAAAAGCCCAACACACAGCUGCUGCCAAAGCUUUGGAAGGAACAAAAUUUCCUAAACCUAUAGUCCGCCCUUUUCGUAGCGAAGGAAGGAAUCCAGGUAUUAUGCGUGGGCCAAGACAGGUUCCUUUCAAAAGUGUGUCUAGAGAAAGCAUAACCCCUACUGUAGAGCUAAAUGCACUGUGCAUGAAACUUGGAAAAAAACCAAUGUAUAAGCCUGUCGACCCUUACUCUCGGAUGCAGUCCACCUAUAACUACAACAUGAGAGGAGGUGCUUAUCCCCCAAGGUACUUUUACCCAUUUCCAGUGCCACCUUUACUUUAUCAAGUUGAACUUUCUGUGGGAGGACAGCAAUUUAACGGGAAAGGAAAGACGAGACAGGCUGCAAAACACGACGCUGCUGCAAAAGCUUUGAGGACCCUGCAGAACGAGCCCCCACCCGAGAGGCUGGAGGUGAACGGAAGAGAAUCAGAAGAAGAAAAUCUCAAUAAAUCUGAAAUAAGUCAAGUGUUUGAGAUUGCACUUAAACGGAACUUGCCUGUGAAUUUUGAGUCUUUCCCUCUAAAACAGGUUGCCCGGGAGAGUGGCCCACCCCACAUGAAGAGCUUUGUGACCAGGGUGUCGGUUGGGGAGUUUGUGGGGGAAGGUGAAGGGAAGAGCAAGAAGAUUUCAAAGAAAAAUGCUGCUAUAGCUGUUCUUGAGGAGCUGAAGAAGUUGCCGCCCCUGCCUACAGUUGAGCGAGUGAAGCCCAGAAUCAAAAAGAAAACAAAAUGCAUAGUCAGGCUACAAAGCAGCCCGGAGUACGGCCAGGGGAUGAACCCGAUUAGCAGACUGGCCCAGAUCCAGCAGGCAAAAAAGGAGAAGGAGCCAGAGUACCUCCUCCUCACUGAGCGAGGCCUCCCGCGCCGCAGGGAGUUUGUGAUGCAGGUGAAGGUGGGAAACCACACUGCAGAAGGAUCAGGCACCAAUAAGAAGGUGGCCAAACGCAAUGCAGCCGAGAACAUGCUGGAAAUCCUUGGUUUCAAAGUCCCACAGGCUCAGCCCACCAAACCAGCCCUCAAAUCAGAGGAGAAGACACCCAUAAAGAAACCAGGGGAUGGAAGAAAAGUAACGUUUUUUGAACCUGGCUCUGGGGAUGAAAAUGGGACUAGCCAUAAAGAGGAUGAGUUCAGGAUGCCUUAUCUUAGUCAUCAGCAGCUGCCUGCUGGAAUUCUUCCCAUGGUGCCCGAGGUCGCCCAGGCCGUAGGAGUCAGUCAAGGGCAUCACACCAGAGAGUUCAGCAGGGUAGCCCCGAACCCUGCCAAGGCCACGGUAACUGCCAUGAUAGCCCGAGAAUUGUUGUAUGGGGGCACCUCACCUACAGCCGAGACAGUUUUAAAGAAUAACAUCUCUUCAGGCCACGCACCCCAUGGACCUCUCACGAGACCCUCAGAGCAGUUGGACUAUCUUUCCAGAGUCCAGGGAUUCCAGGUUGAAUACAAAGACUUCCCCAAAAACAACAAGAACGAAUUCGUAUCUCUCAUCAAUUGCUCCUCUCAGCCGCCCCUGAUCAGCCAUGGUAUCGGAAAGGAUGUGGAGUCCUGCCACGAUAUGGCUGCACUGAACAUUUUAAAGUUGCUGUCUGAGUUGGACCAACAAAAUACAGAGAUGCCAAGAACAGGAAAUGGACCAAUGUCUGUGUGUGGGAGGUGCUGAACCUUAUCUGGCCAUGAACCAUUGAAAAAUCCCAACAUACAUACUGAAAAUACUGAAACUGCUUUGAAAAUUUGGAACUUCUGAUACCUCCAGUGGGCCGAGAGACACGAUGGGUAAAGGACUGGAGACAGCAGUGGUGAAGAAGGCGGGGCCCCGAGGAGGCAGCAGCAUGGCCGCUCGCCUGUGCUAUGGUUUCUCCUCAUGCAGCAGCAGCUGCUGGGGGCCGGGCGGGCCUGCUGGCCACCCCGGCGCCACUGGGAAACCAGCGGGUCCAUGCCCCAGGCACCCUAGCGCUUGGUUAGGGUGGGGGGGGGUUGGUUUUUGGUUUUGGUUUUUUGGGGUGGUUUUUUUUUUCCUUGCUGUGUGAAAGAAGAAACAGAAAGCACGACUCCUUCUCAAACUGGCUCACUCAGACACUUUGGGACAAACCCUGGACACCACGCUGGAGAGAGGCCUUAGUCUGGCCCCAGAGCUGAAAGCACCAGAGAAAAUCACAUGCUUCCUACUCAGCCUGAGCUGACC